CCCAGACAUUUUGUUAGCCGCUGUCCGAAGAAACUUCAGCAGCAGCCACCACAGCCUCUUCAGCAACAGCAGCAGCACUGUCAGCAGGCUCAGAGGCCGCCCCAACAGCAGCAGCAAAGGGGCAGACAGCAAGCCCGAGUCUAUGCAGUUGAUCAGGCUGAGGCCGAGCAGCAUCCAGGUACCAUGUCAGGGAUGCUCAUACUUAAUAAUGUUCCAAAAGCGGGUUGUACUUGGGAGAGGCUCAAGGAGCUAAUCCGCGAAAAGUAUUACCCCAUGUAUUACCGAGCAGAGAUGGAGCGUCAGUUCCUGUCGCUCAAGCAGGGUACUCGUUCAGUGGAUGAGUACGAGAGAGAGUUUACCAGACUUGCAGCUUUUGUUCCGGAUUUGGUGCGUACGGAGGCACAGAGGGCACAGCACUUCAUCGACGGGCUUUACCCAGCAGUCUGUCACAACAUUGUAGGUCACGGGACCCAGACCUAUGCUCGUGCUGUUUCAAUUGCUCAGGAGGUGGACGCCAGCAUCCGGAGGGAGGCAAACCGCGAUCGUUCUCAACCAUCCGCCCCCGCCCAGUCAUCCAUAGCUCCACCAGCUGGCCAACCGUCGAAGGAGAAGAAGAGGAAGGGAAAGGGCGCUCAGACCGACAUGAGGACCCGACAGAGACAGCAGCAGAUUCUACAGUGCCCCACUUGUGGACGACUUCAUCGCGGAGA
Molecule: messenger RNA, 710 nt
Organism: Striga hermonthica
Lineage: Eukaryota; Viridiplantae; Streptophyta; Magnoliopsida; Lamiales; Orobanchaceae
Source: the annotation of a GenBank genome assembly